This is a messenger RNA of Cantharellus anzutake, 1448 nucleotides long. RefSeq names its product RNase H-domain-containing protein. NCBI's taxonomy places the organism in Eukaryota, Fungi, Basidiomycota, Agaricomycetes, Cantharellales, Hydnaceae. The record is from RefSeq and is a predicted model, not a curated record. Gene Ontology annotation, biological process: DNA replication, removal of RNA primer. The transcript is spliced from 2 exons. The coding region runs from base 30 to 1448 and encodes 472 amino acids. Gene Ontology annotation, molecular function: RNA-DNA hybrid ribonuclease activity; nucleic acid binding.
UGACCCAAUUCCACACCUCUGCCCAAGGCAUGCCAGCCAAAAUCGAAAAGGAAUUAAACACCCUAAUAAAAAACUUCAUAUGGAACUCCCAACUCCCCUCACUCAGCAUGAGGACCCUGAACAGCCCUACUAGUGAAGGGGGAAGAAACGUCUUGAAUAUCCAAGCAAGGAACGAAGCGAUUCACCUUAUGAAGCUGAAAAAGAUCUUAGAUAGAUCUCCUGACAGACCACCCGCUGCCGACGCUGCCGAGGCCAUAAUAAUCUGCUCACUCCCAAAACACACCCGCGACCAAGAGGCCCACGACCCCCGAAUAAUUGACAUCUUUACCCAACAGAUCUUUAACAAACACCGCUAUGUGAGCAAAACCCUCCCGCACGAAAUUAAAGCCAUACUCAACACUGGAGCCAAGUACAACCUAGCCCUCGACGAUGUCAACCUCCCCCUGAACAUCAGGCUGGAUCUCCCAGCAUGGUACCAUAUCGGAACAGAAGAGCAUGUCAAAUCAAGAGAAAAUACGCCUGCAGCCAAAUGCCUCAGAAACACUCACAACUGCCAGCGCACCGGCAACCUCCUCAUCCUAGCGAACAUCCUAGACAACCCACAACACAGACGAUGGAACAAAUCCUGCUCCUGCCCACCAUGCACCAACUUCAAAAUGGCCAGCUGCAAAAACCCCGAAACCUGCUACCAACUAGCCAACCACAUGAUAUCAAACCUGAAACCCCAAUACAACCCCUGCACAGCUCCCAUACGCUGCCCUCCCCCCUCGGGUGACGAGAGGGCCAUCAUCAAAUCCCACUCCCUCAACGGCCCCUCAAGUAUUAAGGUUAUCAAAACCUUCCCCAACCCAAAAGACCAUGCGUCAGUACUCCGUAUCCAUAACAGUCAGAUUACUUCCGCAUCUUUCAGGAAAAGAAUAACCAACCCCCUCCCCCUCAGGCUCACCCCCCCAAAGAAACUAAGCACCGACACCGUGGCAUACACAGACGGAUCCUGUACAGGAAACGGUGAAACUGAUGCCAAGGCGGGCUUCGGAGUAUGGAUCGCCCCCGAGUGCCCAGACAAUGCAAGCCUCCCAGUAGAUCGGAUUUUCCCCCAGACAAACAACUCCGCUGAGGUACUGGCAAUAAACCACGCAAUUACCACAACGCCCCUAAGAGCCAGACUCCACAUUAAAACCGACUCAAGAUGGUGCGUGAACGCACUAACCGUAAAUCUUGAAAAAGCCGAGGACCAAGACUACAUCAGCACUCCCCAACCCCUAGCCAUCAAAAAUACCAUAAGCUCCCUCCGAAUGAGGAAUGGCAUCGUCUCGAUCGAGUGGAUAAAAGGCCAUAACGGCUGCGCCGGAAAUGAGAAUGCCAAUGAACUUGCAACACUGGGAUCUGCGAAAACCCCCGACAAUGGCUCGGUCACCCCAACCUCCUGUCAGGGCACACCCGCUUGA